AUGGUUGGCACAUGGGGUACUUCAAGUGUUUCGUCAGAAGAUAUUCUAUUUGAGGAAAAUUUCAAGAAUCUAUUCGAAAAGCAACCGUGGUUAGUUCGACAUUCUUUUACUCCUGAAUAUUGGCCCUGUAAAGAACAAGUCAUUAUUGAUAUAUUCAAUAAUAACGUUAUUCCAACUGAAACAUCUCAAGUGAAUAUUAAUAAACGCAAAUAUCAUGAAAAUUCUGAACCUAAUGUGGAUUGUGUAAAUAAUUAUGUUUCUUGGAAAGUAAAGCAAUGCGAUCUUUACAAAAAAAUCAGAGUAUUAUCAGAUCUUGAUGAUAAAAUUUAUAAUCCACAACGAUUAUCAUCUAAUCCCUCGGGUGAAUUUUAUAGCUUUAUUAAUAAUGAUAAAAAAUUUUCGGAGACGAGUCAAUUACCAAUUCAAUUUGUAAACCUUAGAUUACAAAGUACUCCAAUUGCUUCUUUAUCAACAUCCAGUGGUCGCGGUUAUCCUUUAAAUCAACAAUCAUCAUCAACCUUCUCCACUCAAAAAAAUCAAUCUUCUGCAAGUUCAUCGAAUAUAGGACAAUCAUUAUCAACCAAAAAUGGUUCAUCCGAAAUAUUAUCAUCAUUCAAAAUUCCUUUUCCUAAAAAAGAGUGUGAAUCAACUUCAAAAAUGACAAGUCUCAAUAUCUUUAAUUUUGAACAAACUAUAUAUGAUCCACAUUUUAAUCCUUUAUUAUGGAAUCAAGAACUAGUUGAUCGACUUACAAAUAAUGGUUGGUUCGAUAAAUUGUUUUAUUCUUCGAAAUCGAAAUCACUUUUACGAGAUAAUGCUUUAUGGAAUCAUUAUAUUUUCGAAAAUUUGAGUUUAUCUACAAAAGAUUCCUCUACUCUCACUGUAUUAUUUUUAUCAAAUUCACUUGUGAGUUCACUAAAUUAUAUUAUAGAUAUUCUUCAGAAAAAAGGUAUAACUUGUAAUAUGAAGAAAGUAGAAUUUGGAUCAAAGUCAAUUAAAAAAAAUCGAAAUUAUCAUCAUUCUUAUGACAUCGAGGAACGUAAAUCUGUAAAGGGAAAAGGGAAAUUAGUUGAAAAUAAUGAAGUAAAAUCAAAACUUCCCACUAUAUCUUCAACUCAAAUGUUAUAUCUUAUCUUUCCACAAGAAUCAGAUCAAGAUAUAAUGAAAUUUCAGUCAAAAUCUGUUCGAUUAUUUUUGAAGAAAUUUUCGACAAUCAAUAAAAUUCAUAUUUGGGAAACCCGAGACGAUUGCAUAAUUAAUUUUGAAAAUUUAUAUAAUGAACUUCGAUUGACACGAGAAUUAGAAACAAAAUUAUAUCAAGUUAAACGUCAUUACUGGAAUCAUAUGAAUCCAUUGAAAGAAUGGAAAAUUAUGAAUUCAAUUGUGAAUUGUUACAAUAGGAAAAUUGAAUCUUUAUCUAAAAUGGUAAUAUCAAAUGAAGUUGGAUCAAUGUCAAAUGAAAUUGUAUCAAUGUCAAAUGAAGUUGGAUCGAUGUCAAAUGAAGUUGGAUCGAUGUCGAGUGAAGGUAGAUCAAAAAGUAAAAUUGGAUCAUUUUCCAACAUAUCUUCUAAUGAAUUUUCAGAAACAUUUAUGGAUACAGCGACUCAACUUUCUAAAGAUAAUUCAUCAUCGGAAUAUGAGCAAAUAUCAUUGUCCUUGAAAAUACAACAUUCUUUAAUAUUUUUCAAAGAAGAUGUUGUCGAAAAGUUGGCCAGAAUGUAUCCUCCUACAAGUUCAUCUAUCUUUAAGAAUAAUUGGAAAAUCAAAUGUCCUUAUGUAUUAUUACAACCAGAAACUGAAUGUUUUGAAUUAAAAAAUAUUUCUGAGGCUUUAAAUGAUUUUUCAUCUCCAUGUGGAGGAAUUGGUACUAUUGUGCAUAUGAGUGUAGUCUCUAAAGCAGUUAUUCAAGGAAGAUUCUAUGGAUUAAAAGUACAAUCUACUUUAAUAGAAGACUGGUGGCUUAUGGAAGAAUAUCGUACACUUCCAGAAUAUUAUAUAAGAUCUGAACAUGCAGCAAGAAGACCAUUCAUUUUAAUGUUGGCUUAUGAUAUGAAUGUUGUUGAUUGGUCAAUCGUGAACUUACCAUCAAUAGUUUACGAUGAAAUUGAAUGGGAAAAUAUUCCACACGAAAAACAAAUAUUUGUUGAAGGAUAUAUUGGAGUGAAAUUUGAGAUUUAUGAUUAUAGUGAAAUUCAAGAAAUUCAAGAGCAUAAUGAUGAAGAAUAA
Diversispora eburnea is the source of this 2226-nucleotide messenger RNA. The record is from the annotation of a GenBank genome assembly. NCBI's taxonomy places the organism in Eukaryota, Fungi, Glomeromycota, Glomeromycetes, Diversisporales, Diversisporaceae.